Molecule: messenger RNA, 3286 nt
Organism: Pocillopora damicornis (cauliflower coral)
Lineage: Eukaryota; Metazoa; Cnidaria; Anthozoa; Scleractinia; Pocilloporidae
Product: solute carrier family 49 member 4
Biological process (GO): transmembrane transport
Cellular component (GO): membrane; intracellular membrane-bounded organelle
Molecular function (GO): transmembrane transporter activity
Source: RefSeq, a predicted model, not a curated record
AAACUUCACUAUUUUAAUGAUUAUAUAUCAUUUAAAACUUCCCUCUACAAUAAAUACAGAAUAGUUCACUUUUCCGUCAUUGUUAAUUUUUUUUUACCUUCACUUCACUGCAGCCUUCUGGAACUUGAAUUGUAUGGGGCAGCCAAGCCAACAGGAAAACCUUGGGUUAAUUUACUAGCCAACAUAAAAAUCUUGAUACCGGUAAAUGAUUUUGGAUAUUCCAUAAUAUUGUAAUCGGCCUGAUAAGUUAACGGUGUCAGGACAUAAUAUCUGAGACCGGGUCUGGCGGUUGUCGCAAUUGCUUUUUCUCAGUUACCUUGAGAUGAUCGUCACGAUAAUUUUUGUUUUAAACCAUCGUUUCCUUUAUCCGUGUAAAUUAAUAAGAAUUCUGCUCACGAACUCUAGAUCAUUGUUUCCGUUGACGUCGAAAUUGAUUUUCCUCUGGUUGCAUAUCUCCCGUGUAUCCCCUCCCCCACCCUCUAUGGAAUUGACAAAAAGCCAAUAGGACAGCCCACUGCUAUUACAGCGAGACUCGCAUUUCAAUCAUAAACAAAAGAGUAUGGCCGAUAAGGUUCUGUCGGUGAGUCGGAGUUUUCUCUCAAAAAAAGAUAAGGACUCCGUCACAGACUCCUGCUCCGUGUACAGAAGGAGAUGGUACAUCUUGAUCGUAUUCUCUUUGAUCGCUGGAGUGCAGGCAGCGGCUUGGAACACGUGGGGUCCUAUAGCGGGAUCCGCUGAAGAUGUUUUUGGCUGGAGCGAUGGAACGAUCGCGCUCCUCGAGAACUGGGGGCCGAUCGCUUAUAUUGUGUCCUUCGCACUCUUUUCAUGGCUUUUGGACGUCAAAGGUUUAAGGAUCUCAGUUCUAGUAACAGUUGCACUGAUGUUUGUAGGAACAGGGAUUAGGUGUAUCACAUCAAAACCCAAACCAGCAACAUGGCUAAUACACACGGGUCAAUUUUUUAAUGACCUUGCUGCACCAGUUGCCAUGGGUGCUCCACCCUUGGUGUCCUCUACAUGGUUCCCCCCUAAUCAGAGAGCAACAGCAACAGCAAUCUCAUCAUUAAUGAGUUAUGUUGGAAUAUCAAUAUCAUUUGGAGUAGGGCCUUUCGUUCUCAAUCCCACAGAAGUUGCAGAUCCUCCCCUGCCUAAUGCAGAUAUUUACAAUAACUCUCACAAGGACAGUGUUUAUUUGGGAAAUAAUAGCACAAACAAGAUGUCUUGGCAUGAGGCUGUGUCUACUGCAAGGUGGCAUAUCAUGCUUUAUAUGUACAUUGAGUUUGGAUUGGUGGCCUUCUUGUUUCUGUGUGUCUUGGUGUACUUCCCAGCAAAGCCACCCAGGCCACCAAGUUUUUCUGCUGCCAAGAAAAAAGUUGACUAUGUAGAAGGUGGAAAAAGACUCAUGAAAAAUUGCCAGUUCUGGAAUUUAAACAUUCUUUAUGGAGCAACAACAGGUGUUUUCAGUGGAUGGGGAGGAGUGUUGGCAGUGAAUCUCUUGGCAUUCAACUUAAAACAAGAUACUGCUGGUUGGAUCGGUUUCUAUGCCAACAUCACAGGUUGUGUCUUUGGAUUCAUCAUGGCAAGGUUUGCUGAUGUGUUUACCGGGCACAUGAAGUUAUUCCUUAUCUUCCUGUUCCUGGGUUCUACUGGCUCGUUUUUGUGGUUUUCACUUCUCUGUCAAAGAUUUAUUCCAUUUUCAAAAGUGUGGCUGUACAUCUCCGCAAUCCUCGGCGGUUGCUUUAUCAAUGGUUCCAUCCCGCUGUUUUAUGAGCUCACGAUUGAAACAACGUAUCCUAUUGCGGAGGGAAUUCCUAUGGCUGUGGUGACUACCUCUAAUCAUUUAUUCUGCCUGCUGUUUUUGGCUGCAUUGAUGAUUCCUGGAAUAGGAACCUUGUGGAUGAAUUGGUGUAUGGUGGGCAUUUGCGCUGGAUGUAUUCCUCUUUUACUUCUGUUUAAAGAAAAGUACUCUCGCCUUGAACUGGAUGCAGCAAAUAGGAAAGCGAAGCGUACUGGAGCAAUACAAAACACAAGGCAAGACGAGGAAACUCCGCUCAUAUCUUCGGUAGAAAUCGGUUAUGGCGGAGGUGAUAAAAAUGGAGUCCACAACAGGAAUGGUUCGACAAAUUCUGAAGUUUAAAUGCUGUACUUAUAGUGCUAUUGACAGUGGGUACAGACUUGAGAGCAAUCUCUGCAUCUUUAAAAAUGAUUACCUUUAAAAUUCAAAGUGAAUGAAAUACCCAAAAUAAGAAUCUGUUCGCUUUGUAUGACGUGCACUGAAAUACCCAAAGUAAGAAUCUGUUCGGGAAGGGGGUUCGCUUUUUAUGACGCCGUGAUGGGCUCCUGAUGACGUGUACAAGGGUGUGUGGUGGCACAGAUUGUCAAUUUAAGUCACUUGCUUUUUUUAUUUUUUAUUUUUUCAAAAAGUGUUUACUUGGAAUUUUCCUGGCCUGAAUUAUUAAGGAUGUUUGUUUUUAGUACUGCAAUCUGCAAUCGGGCGCUUACUCAAGAAUUCCUAUUGAGCAGCCCGGCAUUAGAACGUACAAAUUUUGCCUUCCCUUUUUCCUGUCUAUCUUGUAGUGAUUUGCCACAGGUAAUAAAUUUUCAAGAUGUAAGACUCCAAGGGUAAUCAGUAAUAUGGCAAUCAUGAUAAAAUUAAUCCGGUCAACCCUUUGACCCAUAAUAAUAGUAACUUGCGUCUAAUUUCCCCCCCCCCUCCCCCCGCUUUUAAUAUUAUCCCCUGAAUCGAUGGUUAAGGUACAAGAAUAAAGCAAAUUAUUACCAACGUAAGAAGCACUUAGUUCGUAAAGAAAUUCUCCUAGUCAGCACCAUUGGAAAUACCUAGAGAACAGUAUGGAGAAUAUGCAUACUGAUCUCAAGGUGCAAGGGAUUAAUCUUUCCUUGAUACAAUGUAUCGGGGAGGUUUUACUUGACAAAUGUCACGGAAUAUACUUUGAUCCAAAUCUAGUUUUAAUUUUCAAUUAACUGAGAUGAACCUUGUAGCAUCCAGUUUAACAAAAUUAUUAUUGUCGUAUUUGCUUCCUCCUUCGGAAUGUAUUUUGUACAUGUACAUGAAAUGUUUACUUGCUGUUUAAUCUUUCCAUUUCGAGGACGCUAUUAUAUGUAAUUCUGUUGAAUGUUCACCGUAGUAUAAGAUCAGAUUCUGAUAGUUGACAUUUCAGCUAUUUAAUGUGUUAAUUUAAAACCCUAUUAAACGAGAUGACAUAUUUAUGAAAAAUCUCCUAUUAGUUUGCUGGAAACAACAUUGGUUGUGUUUCAGUGCAUGCUCAGA